Messenger RNA from Oxyura jamaicensis (ruddy duck), 6970 nucleotides. RefSeq names its product solute carrier family 1 member 2 (gene SLC1A2). Gene Ontology annotation, molecular function: L-glutamate transmembrane transporter activity; glutamate:sodium symporter activity; neutral L-amino acid transmembrane transporter activity. The record is from RefSeq and is a predicted model, not a curated record. NCBI's taxonomy places the organism in Eukaryota, Metazoa, Chordata, Aves, Anseriformes, Anatidae. Bases 469 to 2193 code for a protein of 574 amino acids. Gene Ontology annotation, cellular component: plasma membrane. The transcript has 12 exons. Gene Ontology annotation, biological process: L-glutamate transmembrane transport.
UAAAGGAGAGGUUGGGGGGAUUUGCGGGAGGCACGGCGGCGGUGAUGUCAGCCCGAGCCUAAAAUAGAGAGGGAUAGACUGCAAAUCCACGGCGCGGAGGCUAAAGCCUUCCAAUCCAGCCUCAGCCAGCACCAUGCCGCUGUGAAGUCACCCCGGCUCUCCCACACUCACGCACACGCUCACACCCACCGCGGCCGGAGCACCCCGCCCGGCCCCCGCCAGGUGCCCGCAGCCCCUCGCCCCGCCGGCCUCUGCUGGGCGGCCCCGGGGCGCGGAGCCGGGGCGCGGAGCCCCCCUCGGCGGGCGGGCGGCGGCGGGGCGGGGGAUCCCCGCCCGGCGGAUCCCCGAGGAUUACAAGGAGCCGCUCGCCCCGUCCCGGACGCUGCCGAGGGCCGCCCGGAGGGAGCGCAGCGCCCGCUGCCCGGAGCCGUCCCGCGGGGCGCUGAGGAGCCGGGGGCUGCCGGGACCAUGGCGUCGGCGGACGGUGCCAACAAUAUGCCUAAGCAAGUAGAAGUGAGGAUGCAUGAAAGUCAUUUGAGUCCAGUGGAGCACAGAUCCAGGAACAUAUGUGUGCAGUUUUGCCAGUCACUCCGCAGGAAUCUGCUCCUGACUCUUACUGUAUUCGGUGUCAUCCUGGGUGCACUAUGUGGGGGUCUUCUUCGUCUAGCAACACCAAUUGACCCUGACAUCAUCAUGUUAAUAGCCUUCCCAGGAGAUAUACUUAUGAGGAUGCUAAAAAUGUUGAUCCUCCCUUUAAUUAUCUCCAGUUUAAUCACAGGACUGUCUGGUUUAGAUGCUAAAGCAAGUGGCCGAUUGGGAACAAGAGCCAUGGUCUACUACAUGUCCACCACUAUUAUUGCUGCCGUGCUGGGUGUGAUUCUGGUUUUAGCUAUCCAUCCAGGGAAUCCAAAACUCAGGAAACAGCUAGGUCAAGGGAAAAAGAAUGAUGAAGUAUCAAGUCUGGAUGCCUUCUUGGAUCUGAUACGAAACCUGUUCCCUGAAAAUCUAGUCCAAGCAUGUUUUCAGCAGAUCCAAACUGUUACCAAGAAAGUGUUGGUGCCACCACCCAUUGAAGAACCACCAAACGUUACUGAUGCUGCCUUUGCUAUAAUGAAUGAGACUGUGCGCGAAGCACCAGAAGCCCAGCUGGUCAUUAAGAAGGGACUUGAAUUUAAGGAUGGCAUGAAUGUCCUGGGUUUGAUAGGAUUCUUUAUUGCAUUUGGCAUUGCUAUGGGGAAAAUGGGAGAACAGGCCAAGAUGAUGGUGGAUUUCUUCAACAUUCUGAAUGAGAUUGUAAUGAAGUUAGUAACUAUGAUCAUGUGGUAUUCCCCUUUGGGCAUUGCUUGCCUCAUCUGCGGAAAAAUCAUUGCAAUCAAGGAUUUAGAAGUAGUUGCUAGACAACUUGGCAUGUACAUGGUAACAGUGAUUGUGGGUCUUGUCAUCCAUGGAGGGAUCUUCCUGCCUCUGCUUUACUUUGUGAUAACGAGGAAAAGCCCCUUUUCAUUCCUUGCUGGGAUUUUCCAGGCAUGGAUCACAGCACUAGGCACAGCUUCCAGUGCUGGAACAUUACCUGUCACAUUCCGGUGUCUUGAAGAAAAUCUAGGCAUUGAUAAACGUGUAACAAGGUUUGUUCUUCCUGUUGGAGCAACAAUUAACAUGGAUGGAACUGCCCUUUAUGAGGCUGUGGCUGCCAUCUUCAUAGCACAGAUGAAUGGAAUUGAGCUGGAUGGAGGCCAGAUAGUUACUGUGAGUUUGACCGCCACCCUUGCAAGUGUUGGAGCUGCCAGUAUUCCCAGUGCAGGACUUGUCACUAUGCUUCUGAUCCUUACUGCAGUGGGUCUCCCUACCCAGGACAUCAGUUUGCUUGUUGCUGUUGACUGGCUUUUGGACCGGAUGAGAACGUCAGUCAAUGUAGUGGGGGAUUCUUUUGGUGCUGGCAUCGUCUACCACCUUUCCAAGGCAGAACUUGACAGCAUUGAUUCUCAUCAUAAAGGGCAUGAAGACAUUGAAAUGACCAAGACUCAGUCAAUCUAUGACGACAUGAAAAAUCAUAGGGAAAACAACUCAAACCAAUGUGUUUUUGCAGCUCACAACUCAGUCAUAGUAGAUGAAUGCAAGGUAACACUGGCAACCAAUGGCAAAUCUGCAGACUUCAGUGUGGUUGAAGAAGAGCCUUGGAAACAUGAAAACUAAGGGAAGAGAUUCCCAGCUCCAUCUUUAAUAAGCCCCGAAGCUCUCUUCUGGUAAAAGAUACCACGAUUAAGGAAGAUUUCUCUCUCUCUCUUUUUUUUUUAUUUUGUUGAUUUAACAUCUACAGUUUCUGCUUACUUAAUUUCUUAACUGAAACUUAGCAAUGAUCUCAUAAAGUCAUUGUAGCGUCUUUGCCAAACAAUGAUCCGUAACCAUCUGUCUCCCUUGUGUUACUGUUUGGAUGAUGCAGCUGGAGAAUACUCCAUGCAGUGCAAUGUGCUCUCACCCGCCUCCCCGUUCAUUCAAGACGCAGAGAAUGUAAAUGCUGCAAAAUGGGAAGAUCACAAUGCCAGUACAGUUCACUACAGGGACUCAGGGUCACAAAUCGUUUCAGAUAAAUAUAACUUCAUGCAGACCUCCAAGUGUUUCAGUGACUCUUGUGGCACACCUGAUCUAGUUGGCACUGCAUGGCUAAAAUCGCUUUUGAAAAUGCCCACGACGAUUUCUAUUUGUUACAAUAAUAAGAAGAACCUGGCACGGGAAGCACUGCAUUUUUGUGCCUAUUGUACUUCAGACUGAACUUAAAUCCAGGGGCAAGGUUAAUGUAUGGAGGUCAAUAAACAUCCCAGACCUUUUGUUAGAUUAGUACAACUAAUGCUUGACAUUAAGACAAGACCUUAGAUUUGCAUGUACAUAUGAUACAUUUUUGUCAGCUGUCCCAGGGCAGGUGCAGCUCCAUUUUUUUAUGGGUCUGUGCUGCUCUGUGACCACAGUGCAUCAGAUAAUACAAGGCAGUAUUAUUGCAGGGUGUAAUAGUUCUUAAAUCUAUGCCUGAUGUACAAAAUAUAGAAUACCAUGGGCUCAGUUAUGUCAUUCGUAGUCCAAGCAGGUAGCACCUUACUCUCUACCUUGCUCCACUGAAGUCUGAGGGAUUCCUUGUGUGGCAGGGGAGGCUCAAGUAAGGUACUACUAAGCGUGAGCAAUGAUGUCAUGAUUGGGUACUUGAUAAUGAUCUAUAAAAAAAAUCUGAAUAUAUUACACUAAAUAAUUGGGAGUUUUGAAUGUAAUCAUCAGUAGCAUUUAGCUUGAAGUGUGUGUCUUCCAAGUUCAUGUCAUAUGUCAGAGAAUGGCUAAAUCCUGAAAUAAUUACUAAGCCAAAUUCCUUAUUAAGGUCAGUGGAAUUUGGCCAGGGCUAGGACUGAAUGAAGAAUAUGCAAGAAUUACAGGAUUUAGACCAAUGUGUUGAAUUACUUCUCUCUUUCUCUGUUUUGUAGAGUAAUGAUUCAUAUACAUUUCUAAUGUCAGAGAAAUGUUCCUUAGAGCACGUGGCAUCUGAAUUAACAAGAUGGUGUUUUGUCAACAUAAUAUAGCUGACUCAUCCUGUCAGGAGAAAUUACAGCCACAAUAAUCACCUUGUGAAGUGUUUUCUAAAGGUGCUUGUUAAUACUCUGCAAUGUUCAGACACUGGUGAAUGCCUCUGUACUACUAGCAAUGUUUUAUAGCGCAGCUGAGCCAAGCAGCCCUGGGAGGCUGCACCCACAGAGCUAGCCCUGUGCAGUGUCUGGGGGAGCUCGCGGAGGUCCUCAGAGUGACUCUGAGUAUGAGCAUGCCAUGAGCUUGGACAUGGCCAAGAACAGAGCUGAAACAUUUAGGGACGCAUGACAUUCAGUGUCUGUGCAUCGAACUCAUGUGGGUGUAAACAGGAAUAAUGUGUUGAGUGGUAUAUGGCUCUGUAGAAGCUAUUAAAAUAUAAAUAUAAUCUGCUUUUGCUCAUCUGCAUUCAUGUAAAGACCUCUGAAAAUGGACAUGGACAUGAACCAGCAAAGGCUGCUUGCAUGAUGAGUGAUGUGCAAGACCAAGUUCAUUGUCAAAGCACCCCUCAUUCACGUGUUUGUUGAUGUGGACUAUUCUUCUUGCCCUUGUAUUUCUGUCCUCACUUACAUGCCAUUGCUACGAUCCUAAGCAAAAUGGCCUAUAUAAUUUAGCAAGUAUUAAACCACUGUGAAUGCUGUAGACCUCUAAUGUAUAUUAGAGGUGGAGACCUUUUCCAGAGGUCUUGUGGAUCACCUUAAGGAUCCUUUUUAGAUGGAUGGAACUGUAGGAUACCCAGAGAAGUGAUAGGCAGAUGGUCUUCUCUUUUCUUCAGUCAUUGGUAUCAUAAUACCCAGAAUUAACCUGGAGCUGCUGCUUCUCCCAGUACACACAAUGCUCCCAAAUGCUUUCUUCUUAAAGUGCAUUUGUGACAGCAAGAAAAGAAAGCAUUAUGCCACUGACUUUUGCACUGUCUGUAUUGUACUGAAAGUCUGGGUAUUGAGAGUGUCCAGGGAUCAGGGCCCUAGUCUGCAUUUGAAGACAAUUUCUCUUCUGGGUUAUGUGCCAGAAAUGUGCCUGGGGCGGUGUGCAGGUCCUUUGAAAUGUUCCCUGUUCUGAGGGCGUGAGCUCGUAUCAAGUGAAAUUUGCUGUGACUGGAGUGGUGGUUAUAUCCAAGAACAGCACGCCGUGUUUGCCCAGUAGCGCCUGUCCUGCUGUCCUGCUCGCCGCGGCAGUCUCUUAGGAGCAGCCACAGCGACCGCUUGCCUUGAGAGUGGCUUCAGAAAACCAGUCUGCAGACUUUUAGCUGUCUUUUGAAAGCGUUCAGCAGCUGGAAACUAAAAGGGAUGCCAGCAACAUGUGACUGGGCAGCCCCACAAAAUUGCAUAUUGAGAAACACUUAUGAUGUGCUUACGCUUAUCCGCCUGGGACGUGCUGUCCUUUGAAGAGUGAUUCUUCAGAUGGAGACUAGGGGAGGAAGGAAUGAGAUGCUAGAAAAACUCCACCCACACAAGGGAAAAUAAAUUUGGGCCUUUUGAUAGGACUGGAAUAGCAGACUGUGAUUUUAAAAUGGUAAUCCUGUAGAUACAGUAACUCAGGGAAGUUUCAAAAGAUAAUUACGGAGGCAUUUCUCGACUUAAAUGUGAUGUGGGAGAAGGCGAAAUGUUGUUUUUGGUAAACUCCUCUGCUUUUAGCCUGGCUGAAUAUUUAAUAUAGUGUUACUCCAGCACAUCACUGUAUUUAACCAUCAAAAAGCUUUCCAUUUCGCUGGGAAAAUGUAACUCAUUCUUGGCUUGCAUUUCUCGAUUUGCUCAUUCCACAUGAGGCCGGGUUGCUACUUAACUAAAUAAACAGAAACUAACCCAGGGCCCGGCCACUUCAGCUAAUACAAGUUCACAUUUCAGCAGGCAGGGCUGGUCACUGACCAGUCUCUUUUUAGUUCCACUAGGAAUGUUGCUGCAUUCAUUUGCAUGUGGCAAACAUUUUGUGUUUGUUUCCAGGACUGGGGUGGAAAAGUUAAAGGAAAAGCACAGUAGAAAGUGAUUUGCUUUCUGUGCAGUUCCUGGAGGAAUUAACAUUUAUUUCUUAUGCUCACCUUGUGUGCUGCUCUGUCCGCCCACCCCCCCGUUGUCUGUGCAGCUGUGAUACCCUUUGCCCUUUACGUUAUUGUCAGCACUCUGGCACAUGGGAAAGUCUAAACUAGGCAAAGACUCAGUUAAUUGCAUGACUAAUUAAGUACAUACGUAUUUACUUUGUGCAUUCACUGCUGAAGCUAGGUCAGCAUUCUCUUGAUACCUGUUCGUUGAAACUAAAGCACACUGCAUGCUGAAGCUCAAGAGGAGGUGGAGCACUUUCCUACUGAGUUUUCUUCUUCACUGCUUCCCUUAGAGAACAAAGGCUGCACCAGCACUGUAAGAAGCACGCAUGGUUCUUACACAGGAAGAUGCUUCAGAUAGGUAGGGGACAAGCCAUGUGAACCGUACCGAUACGCGCUCCCUCCCUUUGCAUCAGUGAGAAGCUCAUUACAUCUUUGAAAAGCUAUGUUUGCUGUAGUGAAACCUGGGCCAGGAAUGCUCUGGCUACACGAAAGUCCCACUGAAAUCCAGGGGAGUCACGGGCUUCCAGGAAAGGUCAGAUCUCUUCCUGUCUCUGCUAAGUAAUAAGGUGUUUCACAAUCCUGUCUGAGUCAGUAGUCUUUGUCUGCUGCUUAAAAUGAAGGUGAUUCUCACACCCUCAAGGUUUUUGCCAAGAUGCUUUUUUUUUUUUUUCCUAUGCUCUACAAAUCCAGCCAUGAGUUUAAAACUCAGCACAAAAAUAGGGAUCACUGUCAUUAAGGUGUUUUUUUUUUCUUUUUUCUUUUUUCUGUCCCUUCCCUGAGAUACAGCUAACCAGCUAACCUCCAUUUCUUUGUCAAAGCACGUGGAAUUCCAAACAUUGUGCCACUCUAAAAUGUGUGAGUAAGAUGUGAGUAAUACGGAUUUCUGAUUUGUUUUCCAGCACUACCAGGGUCAUUGCAAUUCUGGUAGCUGACACUCAGAAGAGCGGACUGCUCAUCUGAGAAGCUGCAGCAGCAGUGCUUGAACAAGUUUGUUCUGGCAACUGCCUGGUUUUUCUUUGCUUCCUCGCCUUCUCUUGUGUUGUUGCAGACUUGUUGUAGCAACACAGCAGCAAUCGCACAAAUCCCUAAAAACACAAGCAGCAUUAAACCUCACCUCUGACAUCCGCUUCUUUAAAUAAGUUUAAGAAAGCUCUGAGCUUUAGUACCAGGCUCAGAGAAAUGCUUUUGUGGAGACUUAACGGUAUAACUGUUUCUCUUUUCAUUAGUUCCAUUAAUCUAUUUUUAUUGCUGCAUUUGAGUUCAUUCAGAAGGGUAAGUAAGGGCACUUUAUAAAAAACGUACUGUAAUAUUAGUCUGUUAUGAGCCAGAAGACUAUCCUUGAUUUUAUUACUGUGACUUCUAAGGACACGA